Molecule: messenger RNA, 7296 nt
Organism: Dromaius novaehollandiae (emu)
Lineage: Eukaryota; Metazoa; Chordata; Aves; Casuariiformes; Dromaiidae
Gene: SUSD6
Product: sushi domain containing 6
Exons: 7
Coding region: 329-1264 (311 amino acids)
Biological process (GO): DNA damage response
Source: RefSeq, a predicted model, not a curated record
CUUUAAGCCUGGCCCCGCCCCGCUCCGCCUGCCCCGGCCGGCGGCGCGCGAGGCGGGGCGGGCCCGGCGGCGGUGGUGGCGAGGCCGGGGCGUUGGGCUGGCGAGACGCUGGGGCGGCCGGGGCGCGCGGCGCGGACGUGCGAGCCCCGAGCGCUGCGGCAGAGCGGCCCCCGCGCCCGGCCCGGCUCCGCGGGCCGCGCCGCAGCGCCCGCCCGGAGGGGAGGAGGCCAGGGGCCGGCGUCGCCCCGCUACCUGCCGCCGAUUGAGGUGCUCCUAAUCAACCAGAUCUUUCGGGGAUUUUUUUAAAAGAAACUUUGGUGGGUAAAAGAUGUGCCAUGGAAUGGUAGCACCAAAGAGCAACACAGGAUCGUCUCUUGCCUUGACUAGCCAUGGGUUAUUUCUUCUGCUAGUUAUCUUUGGCACCCUUAUUGUGGAAGCACAGGCCACAGGUUGGCUCAGCAAAUCCAAAGGACCUGCAUAUUGUCCACAACCACCACAGCCUGAGAACGGAGGCUAUAAAUGCCACCCUAGUCCCUGUAAUGACCCUCUAACUUCGGGCAGUGUCAUAGAGUAUCUGUGUGUUGAAGGCUACAUGCUGAAGGGAGACUAUAAAUACCUGACCUGUAAGAAUGGACAGUGGAACCCAGCCAUGGAAGUUAGCUGCAGACUCAGCCCGGAAAAGGACUCUCCCCCAACAAUUGGAGUACCCACGCUCUCCAUAGUGGCCUCCACAGCAAGCUCCGUUGCCCUGAUUCUUCUGUUAGUUGUGCUGUUUGUUUUGCUGCAGCCAAAGCUGAAGUCAUUCCAUCACAGCAGGCGAGACCAAGGUGUGUCUGGGGAUCAGGUCUCUAUCAUGGUGGAUGGUGUCCAGGUGGCCUUGCCAUCCUACGAAGAAGCGGUGUAUGGCAGCACAGGAAACUGCAUUCCACCCUCAGAUUCCCGGGUGCAGAUCGUGCUGUCAGAGGGAGCUGGACAGAAUGGAGCCAGAGAAAUGCAGCAGCAGGACCAAGAGGCUUGCAAUAGCUUUGUUAGAGAGGAUGAAGCCCCAGGACAGUCUGGACUGUGUGAAGCCAGCAGCUCUCAGCGCUCUGAAACUGUUCUUGUGCAUCAGGCUGCUACCUCUUCCUGGGUAGCUGGCAUGUCUAGUAGUAGACCUAUGCACAAAGAGGUCCAAGACUCAGAAAGCAGUGACAUACAGAGCCUUUUAUCACUCACUUCCUCUGAGGAAUACACAGACGAUAUUCCCUUAUUGAAGGAAGCAUGAGGCCUGCUGCAUGUGUCUAGCCUUCUCCUUCUUGGGUUUCUCCCUUUUCCCCUCCUCUUGGGACAGAAGCACUCUGUGCAGCCUUCCCUGUCCUCGCAAGCUGUGCCCUGGAUACCUCCAAGCAGAGACCCCCUCAGCUGAAGAUCCAAAGGAUGUCGCCAGGUUGCCUCCUGGAUGCACCAGUGGGGUUGGUGCAGUGCUGGCUUCCCCAUUCCAUCUGCAUCAGGGGCUCAAGGAACAUAGUGGAUUUGAGCUCUCCUCUCCUUUUCCCCAGCCAGAUGUGUGACAGCAGUCUCUGGAGAGCUGCUCUUUUCUUGUGCCUUUCUCCUCCUCACACCGGCUUGUCACAGCUUCUUAGCCUCUCUAGCCCUUCUGCUGCCCAGAGAGCAGGGGCUAAAUCUGCUUGCUCAUUGGGUGCAGAUGUGGUUUAUAUAUACAUGUGUAUAUUAUAUAGGCUCUUCUUCCAGCAUCCUCUUUGAUAGCGCAGGACAAAUGGGACUGAACCUGGGCUUGGGAGAGAUUCCAGUUACAAGGCAACUUGUGAUGUCUAGAAGUGCCUGGAAUGAGAUGAGCUGUGUGAUAAUUUAGCUGUGCAAUAACAAUUCGUUGAGGUUUGCUAGAGCUCUGAAGGCAGAGAAGCCCCGUGUUUGGGAAAGCCCUCUGCCCCUCUCAAUACUGUCUGGUAUAGCAGAGCAGUUGCAUCUCUACAAGAGUCUGCUCCUGAAAAUCUUGCUCUUCUCUCCUUCCUUCACUACCAGUGCAGUCAACUCAGCUGUGCUGGAAUCUGGGACUGUGACUGUGCUUCAAGCAAGACAACUCUUUUGGCUUUGAUGUGGUGCUGGAGCAGCUCCUGAUUUUAGAUUGUGGGAGAGCCAUGGUGGCCACUGGGCAGCAGGGUCUAGGGAUGAGCACAUUUGUAAGCAAGCCAGGAGGAUCUGACUUUCAGUUAACCAAGCCUGUGUUAAUUGUCAGUUAGUCCCAUUCACUUAAGUAUCAGGACUGGAACCUGAUUUGUGGCCCUAUUCUUCUGAAUAUGUUGUGUGUCUUACAAAGCUUCUCCAGUUACUAAGGUUGUUCUGUGCUAUUGCUUGGGUUCCCCUUGCUCAGGUCUUCAGGCAGAGGUAACGCUUUUCAGUUGUAAUCUGGUAGUAGUUGUGUUUGAAACUGUCAGAAGGAAAAUGCCUGUGUGUAGUGAAUGCUGGGUCACACUGGUGCAAUCCCAGAUUACCUUGCCAGUCAUACUGGGGACCUGAGUACUUGAAUCCUGGGUAACUACCAUCCAAAUGGCUAGUGUGUCUUCCUAGCUUCACAGAGUCUGCAGUAUUAACCUGAUGUGCUUCAGUGGGCCUACACAGAAAGGUUUCUUCCUUGUGGCUGGGGAUCAAAGGGCUUUGUAAAGUCUCUCCCAAAUAUAGCAUGGUUGCCUGUUGCUGUGAAGGAAGGUUGGCUACAUUCGGAUGGUGGUGCCAGAAGACAUCACAACUUAUUCCAGAGCAAGAAUAUUAAGGAUUGUUUUAAGGAAGUUCUAUUAGGAGAGAAAAAAAUCCAAGAAUAUGUAUGCGUCCUCACCCCACAGUUACCUAUGGCAGGUCAGAGUGUUCUGGUUGCUUUUAACAGGAUUUUAUUGCAGGAAACAAAAUUCAUGUGGGACGGGUGAGCCAAACAAAAAACAUUGUGGUAGUUUCAAGGUUCAGUGGGGUAGUCUGGAAACAGUUUUCCUUGGAACUGGUUUCAACAGAAGAUUAGGCUUAAAAAGAUGUGUGUACCUUGUCAAAACUGCCAUGAGGCAGCCAAGGCAGUGCUUGCCCUGUGAGAAGCUGCUAAAUUUUCAUUUGAGUUGAAGGAGCAAAACGUCAUGGCCUUACGCAUCACGUGGUAAUGUACAGGUGAACAGGGCUUCUGUUUUACAGUACUCCCAGUCCUCAUCCUUGUUGCUCUGGGAACAGGCUGUCACAGCACUUGGUAAAAGUGACAUGACACUUUUUUUUUUUUUUUUUUUUUUUAAGACAUUAAGACUGUGGCUUUGAUCCAGUUCCUGGAAAUAGGGAUUGGCCAUGAUGCCCAGCCGUCUGCCUGCUGCUCCUGUUUCUGAUUAGCGUUCUUAGGACAGCUGGGACAGCACAUGCCUGCAGAUGGAAGAGUGCUAUUUUCCCUAUCCUUGUUUAAGAGGGACAUUAUUAAAUUAAAAAUGCAGUAUUUUAAACUUCCUUCCCCAUUGCUCAUAUCUUAGGCUAACACAAGUUUUUGAUAAAUCCAGUUUGGUUGAGUUUGGGUUUUUUGUUCAGUUUGGAUGAUGAAAAUUCCAUGUUGUUUUACCUAGGGUUUUAGUGUUUCAACCUCAAGCAGUGCAGAGGGCAAAUGUUAUUUACCCAUCUGCUGUUAAAAUUUUAGAAAAUAGCAGCAUGGGAACGUUCUUAGUUUUUAAUUCCUGCCUUAAAAAAAGAUCUAAGCUUGAGCAGUGUCUCAUUCACUGGUUUUAUCAAAGCACGUGGAGGGAGCAAGUGAGUGUAUGGUGGGAAGGGAAGAAUGUGACCUUUUUCCCCGCUUCCUAGUGAAAACAGAGUAGGAGUUGCUCUUUACACAGCUUAAGGUCCUGUCUACUUGGACUUACCCCCAGCAACAGAGGUGCAGAAGCGAAGUGCAUGCCAUCUUCCUGCAAAGUACAGUUCUGAACUCAGUGUAGCACUGGGUUGGUGGAAGAAGUGUUCCCUUAAUGAAGCUGAUCCCAGGGCCUGACCUUGCCUUGGAUGAUGGCAUGCUCAGCUAGCAAAGAGCACCUACCGAGUGACCCUGCCUUCUUUCUCUGCUAUUGUAAAGUGAUCAGCCACCGGUUUGGGAGAAAGUUUCAAUUUGGGUGGGGAAGAGAAGGAAGCUGCAAAGAAGAGGAUGUGCUUUACUUUUGUUUCAUUUAUAAAAAUUGUGGAAAAUGGCUUUCCAAAAAAAAGUGUAGGUGGAGGGAAACAUACAAGCAUAGGUCUUGUGAUCAGGCCUAAACAGUCAAACAUCUGCUGGCUUGCUAAGAGGGUAAAACGUGCUGGUGUGCUGCUUGCGGUUUAAGCCGGUCUCCCUGCUGUGCUGUCCUGUAACCCCAGCUGGCUCUCCUCUGGCACUUGCAGAAGAGCCUUGUUCCCUGCAGCAACAGUGCCAUGUGAAAAUGGGCCUUUAGGACCCGUGCAAGCCAGAACAUGAAUAAACAGCUUUUGGAUUAUCACAUUCCUUUUUCCCAAGCCCUCAGCUUUGGAGUUUAUUUUCAUGUAAAGUGAGGUACAAUGGUUGGGGGAGGAACCCGAAGAGUUUUCUGCUUGAUAAUUGUUUUUAAAGGAAGGAGGGGAGGAAGCCCUCCUCUUAUUUACUGAUUAUCAAAUGAUUGUUAAUCACUCAUGCUUGUUUUAAUUCUGUGGAGGCUGAAGGGUUGGGAAGUCUUCGGGCGGACGUUCAGAAAGAUGAACUAAAGUGCACACUCCUGUCUUUAUUCACUGGAGCAAGGACUGAGACGUAAAGAUCCCUCAGUCAUGAGCUCUGCUCUGUCUCAGGAGUGUUCGUUACCUCUAAGCAAAGAGUGCGUCCCCUGUGAUAAUCGUCAUAGGUAGAUGCAGCCUGGAUCUCAAUGUGUGGCGGGGGCUCAGCUUCGUAAGAGGCAACAUAGUAGGUGGUGGUGUUUUUACUGAUGGGGCCACAGCUUCCUUACCUCUUUUCCCACCUGUGCCUGACAACAGAAUUCAAAGGGAGGCAUUUUUUUCUCCUUUAACACUCCCAACGUAAUCAUCUCGUUCUGUCAUACUUGCUGGACUCUGAGAUGUUCAGGAAGAACAUAAUGAUUUAAUUACAUUGGAAAAUUAAAAAUAGCACUUAUUUUAAAGGAGUUUUUUGUUUUUGUGGGUUUGUUUAAGAAUCUGAUAGGUUAAAAAAUUAAAAGGGCAUUUCAGAAAUUCACAAAAUACUGUGUGCAAUAGAAAAAACCUCCUUGCUUUCUUUGAGUUAUGUGGGUUUUUAAAACAAAAUACAGUCUACUGCAGUGUUUAUAACCCAAGUGUUACAGAACUGGACCAGUCUAAGAGAACCAGAAAAUGAAGUUGAAAGUAACCCAUGAGGAAGUGGGGCAGUUUCUUGUCAGGGUCUCCAUCAUGAAGCUCAGAUCAAAUGAUGAGCCAGCUUGGAUCGUAUCAGUGCUUCCUGUCACCUCAGAGGGGAUCGGCAGCAUUGGUGAGAGAAAUGGUUGUGUGUUCCGUUUUUUAAAUAGCUUGCAUCUCCCCAUCAUUAAAUGUAGAAGUGGUGUUUAAAAAAAAAAAAAAAAAAAAAAAAGCCAGAAAGAGGGACAUUUUGCAGCAUAUGAGCCUGUGGAGUUGUUACUAAGUUAAAACUUCCAUGAAUUUGGGAAGGAGCAGAGCUUAGUGCAUUUAUUUGGUAUUUCAGCACAUGUAGAAGUCAGGUAUGCAAGGAAUAAAUAUGUUCCACUUGCUAGGGGAGGGAACAUAAGAUGCUCCCAGCGUAGAUGAUUUGGGGCAAUAUUGAGGAGUGGGGUGAGGGAAGAGCAACAACCUCAGACAUUGGAAAUAAUCUAAGAAGGUAACUCAUUUGCAGUACAGAAAAAGGAACACAAGAAGAGGGGGGAGCGAGGAAGAGCUGUGAUUAGCCUGCAACAUAGCUCUGUAUUUAAUGAGAGCUAGUGCAUUCAUGGCUAUCUGUAAGGAUGCUGCGCUUUGUCUAGAUUAUCUAGCAGGUACCAGCAGGCUUGCUGUAUGAAAAAUGGUAACAUGCAACUAGUUGGACACACUGAGAUUUCCUUGCUGACCUAGAGCAUAUUUGCAAAACCUGGCUUUACUGUUCUGAUGGCAGUUGUUUAAAAAAAAAAAAAAAAAAAAAAAAAAAAAAAAAAAAAAAAACACCCUGCCCUUUUACUCCAUCCAGAUACCUAAUCAAUUUCACUUUCCGGUUCUUGUAAAUAAGUGCAACAAAUCCUAUCUGUUUUCCCCACACAUCCCACAUCCUGCCUCAGCCCAGCCCCUGCAGUACUUACCAGAGAACGGCAGAUUCUACUUGUUCUAUGUGAAAGCCUGUGUUUGCAAAGGAACUUUAUUAGAAAACAUUUAUUCUGUAUAAAAGGCUUUGAAAGUGCAGAGAGGCUUCUUAGAGCAGGCUUUAUUUUAAGGAGUAUUUUUAUACAGGAAAUAAGUCCUCUUCCAACACUUCAGAACCAUAUUCGUACCAACCCAAGGGUUACUGUCCUGAUUAUCCAUCCCCUCCUCUUGCCCCUCUGCAGGACAGGAAGCAUGCAAUUUCCCCCACUUCUCUUCAGGGCCCCAAGUCCAGCACUGCUUCUGAACUUGGCCUUCUGCAGAUUACUUGUGGAGAUUAUAUAUAUAUGUGUGUGUGUGUGUGUGUGUGUAUAUAUAUAUAUAUAUAUAUAUAUAUAUAUAUAUAUGUGUGUGUGUGUGUGUGUAUAUAUAUAUAUGUAUAAAAAAUGCACCCACCAGAGUGGGUUCUACUGAUGCUCUGCAUAUGCUUGGCGUAAGCUGUGCUUUUGCUUCUGUUCUGGGGUGAGCGAGGACAGAGGCAACUGAGUAGUGCUGGAAGAUGUUUUAGUUCUGAUUUUCAACUUCAUUUAAUUCAAAAAGAAGAAAAAGCUGAGCUGUCUGUGAAGCAGGUGUCCUAUGACUCAGUGGGUAGACUGCUGAUAGUUGCUGAUGCAAAUGCAAGGGGAGCUUGGUUGCCUUCAGUGCAUUAAUCUUUUUUCCUGUUUGGUUGUUUCUGGUUUUGGGGGUUUUUUUAACCUGAAUUGCACCACUAUGGAAUUAUUUGCAGAAUGGUACUCCGUAUAUAUGUGGGUUAAAAAAAAAAAAAAAAGUAAUUGAUGCUGUGCAGGAUGUCACUCAAUCAGUUUUAUUUUGCUUUAUUUUAUAUAUAUUUUCUGGUAUCCUGUACAUUGCAGUGGGUGUGAAGAUAGUAUUUUAAUAUUUGUACAAAGUUUAAUUUAAUUGUUCUAUGUAUAUAACUGCAUUUCUAAAUUAAAAAAAAAAAUCUUUUGAAGUGAA